Messenger RNA from Octopus sinensis (East Asian common octopus), 1383 nucleotides. RefSeq names its product transforming growth factor-beta-induced protein ig-h3-like. Gene Ontology annotation, molecular function: cell adhesion molecule binding. Gene Ontology annotation, biological process: cell adhesion; extracellular matrix organization. The record is from RefSeq and is a predicted model, not a curated record. The transcript is spliced from 9 exons. Lineage: Eukaryota; Metazoa; Mollusca; Cephalopoda; Octopoda; Octopodidae. Gene Ontology annotation, cellular component: extracellular matrix. Bases 476 to 1360 code for a protein of 294 amino acids.
CAUACAUACAUACAUACAUACAUUUGACUCUCAAUUUCAGGUGGUGACAGCCAACUGUGUCCGAGUGAAAUCUGCUGAUCACCAGACAAAGCACGGUGUGGUGCACAUAGUCGAGAAACUGUUGGAACCCGUAACAGACACGCUGUUGGAAUACAUCAAGACUAACCCAGAUCUGAGCGACUUCAGUAAAGUCAUCGAAAAAGCUGGUUUGUCUACCAUGCUAGACAACGAUGGACAUAUGACUGUUUUUCGCACCAACUAAUUCGGCUUCUCUCAAGACUUGAGAAGCGACUUUUACAAGAACCUGCUGCAAGGAGGAGACGACUGUGCGAAUGUUAUUAUCAAGAACCAUAUUUUAGGAAACGUCAUUUGUACGGCACCAAUCGUAGGAAACGUUCGUACGCCAAACAUUCUUAAAGAACAUUUGCAGCUGAGCAGAGACGAAGCCGGAAAACUGUUUGUUAACAAUGCUCAGAUGGUUGUCCGCGAUGUUCUUACUACCAACGGUGUUAUCCAUAUUAUUGAUGAAGUCUUAGUUCCAGAGAGUGCCAAGAAUUUCCUGGACAUUGCCAAAAGUAAGAACGCCGAUAUCUUCGCAAACCUGUUUCGCGACAAAGAAUUAACGAAAUAUUUCUCGCAACUCAAGAAUAUAACAGUUUACCUACCAACUAAUGAAGCAAUGAAGGUAGUGGAUGCCCUGUACAAAAAUGCCGACGUGAAAAAUAACGAAGCUUUGAUGGAAAUUUUGAAGUACCACUUUGCGAAAGGUGUCCACAGCUGGUCGAGAAUGUACAACAACAUGGAGUUAGACACACUGAACAACGAUGGCAAAAAACUUCGCAUCAAUGAAUACGUCAGGUUUUCCUUCAAUACCAAAUGGACUCACACUGUGCAGUGCGUCAGAACUUUGACCGGUCCAAUCCGAACAUGCAAUGGAAUCGUUUAUCUAAUUGAAAAGAUGUUGACUCCACCUGAAAAUGAUGUGAUGACCAUCCUGAGAAAAGACUCACGUCUGACAACAUUUGUCAACGCUCUCAACAAAACUGGUCUGAUUAAUCAAAUCCAGAACAAAACCGAAGCUUUCACUAUCUUUGCCCCGACCAAUGAUGCUUUCAACAAGUUAAAUGCUCGACAAAGGGAACAAGUGGAGUCCAACCCUUCAAUUCUGUCGGCGUAUAUAUAUGACACUUCCGUCUGCUGCUCCAGCCUGGAAGGUAGCGGCUUCCGUUUCCGCGGAGGACACAUCAUAUCCUGCGACAACAUGGCAACCGACGGUGUGGUCCACAUCGUCGACAGAAUCAGCGUCAGGAAGCGACACUCCUGGUGGCACAGAUUCUUCUCCUUCGACAACAUCUUCUAAACAAAAACAACAUCGCAGAAAAA